AUGGUUUUCAGUUCUUCGUCUAAGGCUCAAAAAGUUGCAGGAUUUCUUGCAGAAUCCAAUCCUCAAUUGAACGUGAAAGGAGAACCAUCCGGUCCAAAAGUAAAAUCUGUUACAAUAGGUCCAAAGAUACGUAAAUCACCCGACAGUUGCUACAAGGAGGCCAAUGGUUUAUUAAAAACUCGUGAAACGUUAAAUACACUCCCGCCACCGGGAAAUACAUUUCGUUCAGAAGUUACAUGGAAUAAAAUUCCGGGUCAACAAAACAAAGAAAAAUACUCCCCGAGUAGUACAACUGUUCAUGUUAAUGGCUCUUUACCACACGAAAACAAUCAGCUCAAGUUUGGUAGGCAGAGAACCACCCAGGUAGAUAGUACUCAUCUAAUGGACAGUCGCGGUGGGAUGAAUAAUAAUCACUCACACAAUGGACCAAAUGUAUCAAAAUAUAGCAGUUUUUAUCCAGUAAGUGCAAAAAAUCAUGUUCGUUUUCGACAGUAUGCUGCUGGUUAUAACGAUAAGAUGUUACGUCGUAGUACUCGCUCGAUAAUUAAUCUCGAAGGAGCAUCUGAGGAAAGCGGAUUCGACACUCCAUUCCCUUAUGAUCCGAAUGAAAAUAUUGAAGAAUUUUCUAUUGGAUAUUAUAAUAUCGAAGAAGGUUUUGGUAUAGACGAUCGUGAUAUACUUCAUAUAAAAGAUGAAAAACAAAUGGACACAAACGAUCCUCAGGAAAACCCUUGGGUUGAAAACAUAACUUACAUAAGCAACAAUAAGAAUGGUAGAGCAACAGUUACUUCUAAUGGGUCUGUAUAUUUAUAUGUCGCACAGCAAGUUAAUCCGAGAUUUGAAGUGACAGGGGGUAUUAUCAUGCUUAAGACAGGCAACGUAUUAUAAGUUGAUUUGACAUAUAAGAUAUUUCAGUACUUCAUUUGGAACAAACAUUAAGUUUAUACGUUACUUGCUACUUUAAGUAAUUUUUCUUAAUGAAGUUUGUGCUAAAUGUUGCCCGUGGAAAAGUAUAUACGUUGUAAACUUUCAAAGGAAGUCUGUCAUAGCAAACUUUUUAAAUGCAACUUUUUCAUAGAUGCAAAACUUUAUAAAAUCUUAAUGAAAAAUAUCUUAUUGACU
Schistosoma intercalatum is the source of this 1122-nucleotide messenger RNA. The record is from the annotation of a GenBank genome assembly. Lineage: Eukaryota; Metazoa; Platyhelminthes; Trematoda; Strigeidida; Schistosomatidae.